GAUGAUCUAGAUCCAAUAUCAGCCUCAAUUUCUAGAUUACGAGUUGGAUGAAGACGAAUAACAGCUAGAUCUAGGUUAUUAUUCAGACUGUCAGUUUCGACAAGAUCCCAUCAUGUUCAGUCGACACGUCUUCGUCUUCAGUCACCAGAUGCCACCAAAUGUUAUUUUCUCAGAUUCAGAUUGUUCCGUCAUGUUCAUUUCUUUGGGAACGCCCUUUUGCACUUUGAUUCCUGGCGACACACCCUGGCUGUCCUGCUGACUGAAACUAGAUUCUAGAUCUAGUGAAAGAUCCCGUCAUGUCAUGGUUUCCUCAAAAAAGAGAGAGCACCUGGCUUCAGCGUGCCUGUGAGGCUGUGUUGUCUGCUGGUCCCAUCCCUCGGCAUGUAGCCAUCAUCAUGGAUGGUAAUCGGCGGUUUGCUGUGAAGAAUAGCUUGGCAAAGUCUGAGGGCCAUGUGAAAGGGUUUGAUAAGCUAGCAGAGACAUUGGAAUGGUGCCUCGAUCUUGGAAUAACUGAGGUUACUGUCUAUGCUUUUAGCAUUGAGAACUUCAAGCGAUCACCUGAUGAAGUGAACUGUUUGAUGGAGUUGUCCAGACAGAAAUUUGCCCGCUUGCUUCAAGAAAAAGACCUGAUUCAUCAACAUGGUGUUUGUGUGAGGAUUCUAGGUGACAUUUCCAGAUUGCCCAGUGAUCUGCAGGAACUGCUUGCAGAAGCUGUCUCCAUUUCAGCCAACAAUAAAAGGGCAAUUCUUAAUGUGUGUUUCGCGUACACGGCCAGAGAUGAUAUGUGCAUGGCAAUGAGAGAUGUGGCCGAUGGAGUGAAAAAAGGACUCAUUAAGAAAAGCGACAUCUCAGAGUAUCUGUUUGAGAAGUGUCUCUACACAUCUCAUUGUCGGGAUGUGGAUCUUUUGAUCCGCACAUCAGGGGAAAUACGACUGAGCGACUUCCUAAUGUGGGAGAGUUCAUUUUCCUGCCUGGCUUUCGUCAAGGUUCUGUGGCCUGACUUCAGUAUCUGGCACCUGUAUGCUGCUAUUCUUCACUAUCAGAGAAACCAUGGAAAGAUCCAGAUCGCCAGACAAAAUAAUGCUAUUGAAAGACAACGGCUGCAACGGGAGUCUGACCUCAAAUGUGUAAUGGAGGAGGAGGAGGAAGAUAAAUCUGGCGUGAACACCAAAGACAAUCCAGCAGGCUCGUCCGGCAAGGACUCCCCGAGUGGUGUAGCAGAGCAGAAAAAUGUCCAGUCUCGUGUUCAGCAUUACAAAGAAGUACGUGAGAAGCGAGUGGAAGAGUUCCUCCGGACUGUGCACUCGAAGAGAAAGCAGUUCUGGACGUCCCUUGCUCUCUCUCCAUCUGAUGUGACCUUAAAACCAAGCCAAAGUGUUUCUGUUUGUUGAUGUUGAUAUACAUAGAGUCUGUAAGGUUUGAUUGAAUGAGCUGAGUGUUUGAGGUAAAUCUGUUAAAAGUGACGUUGUGGGAGAGUAUAAAUAUAUAUGUAUUAUUAUAUUCUGUAUGGUAUAAAACGUACUAAACAGAAGACUGUCGAAAAUUAAAAUUGACAGAGGAUUUUGCAAUAAACUGCACAA
This is a messenger RNA of Aplysia californica (California sea hare), 1580 nucleotides long. RefSeq names its product dehydrodolichyl diphosphate synthase complex subunit DHDDS. The record is from RefSeq and is a predicted model, not a curated record. The transcript is spliced from 8 exons. Gene Ontology annotation, cellular component: endoplasmic reticulum; dehydrodolichyl diphosphate synthase complex. Gene Ontology annotation, molecular function: ditrans,polycis-polyprenyl diphosphate synthase [(2E,6E)-farnesyl diphosphate specific] activity. NCBI's taxonomy places the organism in Eukaryota, Metazoa, Mollusca, Gastropoda, Aplysiida, Aplysiidae. Bases 297 to 1391 code for a protein of 364 amino acids. Gene Ontology annotation, biological process: polyprenol biosynthetic process.